Messenger RNA from Argiope bruennichi, 3971 nucleotides. Its product is annotated as ecdysone-induced protein 78C-like. NCBI's taxonomy places the organism in Eukaryota, Metazoa, Arthropoda, Arachnida, Araneae, Araneidae. The record is from RefSeq and is a predicted model, not a curated record. Bases 866 to 2536 code for a protein of 556 amino acids. The transcript is spliced from 8 exons. Gene Ontology annotation, biological process: regulation of DNA-templated transcription. Gene Ontology annotation, molecular function: nuclear receptor activity; sequence-specific DNA binding; zinc ion binding.
GGUUGGGAAAAAACUGAGCGGUCCAGCAACUCUGGUGGAAAGCCACCGGUUUUUUGGUCAUGGUGCAGUCUCUACGGCUUUUUACCUGAAGGUAGAGGGGGGCAGGACAGGUUCGCACCGCGCUGGUUCUACCUGGUUCGAUGACCUGGCAGGUAAACAGGAUCGAGAGCGGCACUUGCCGGUUGGUCCUCAGUAGAGAAAGUUGUCCCGCGCCUUUCUCCUGCCACCGUCCCGAUCGCGAGAACCUGCACCCGCUUCCUUCCUUGCAGUUUUUGAUGGUCGCCCAGAUCUGAUUUUGAUGGUCAAGACUGCUGCACGUUUCUUCCUUUUUCUUUUCCUCAUUUCUUGGAAUCUUUGUCCUUCAGUCUGAAAGCAAAGAAGGAAAGUGUUCUUGUGGAAAAGAAGCCUGCAUGUCGCCGGUGAGGAUAGCGGAUACCUGUUGCGGAAUUUGGAAACUGUUCCUCAGGUCAAUGACACCGGGUCCUCCGUAACAGUGGAUGCCGAUGCCAAAACAUUAGAACAACCCAUUCAGAAGGGAUUGAACUUGAAACUGCACUCUUAAUUAACAUCUUAUAGUGAUCGCCGUGCGUUUUUGCUUCUUUUUUGACAUUUUUUGUGGAUUAAAUCAUUGAAACCUUUGCAAUAGGAUUGUUUGUUGACAUUGAGCAAAAACUUUCUGACUCAAGGUAAGAUCGUAAUACAGCCCUAAAAGAUUUCCCCGGUGAAUGUUUUGCUUACUAUUUUCUGUAAAAACGGCGAAUUUAAGCUCACGUGAAUAUUAUGAAGUACAACCAAUACCGGUGAAUUCGAGAAAUUUCAGAAGCUCAGCAACGAUUUCUUGACACGUGUUAUCUUUCAAAUUGCUAUGGACUCUUUCAUCAAAGUCGAAGAAUGUGGUCCGGGCGAAGAUUUUGCUUCCUCGGUGACUUCCACGGUGGUCAGCCCCCUGGGUCAUCAGAACCCCCACGAUGACCACAUCACUGACUUGGGCUUCGACCCAACGUCAGCCACGGACUUUGGCAUUGGACUGUUUGACGACAAAAAGAACUAUUUCGAUCCUUUGGCUCCAAUGGCAGAACCAGUAAGCACAUUCCAUCACAACAUCAAAAAGGAAUAUUCUUACGAGCCUGUUGUGACAAAUAUCAGACCAGCAGCAGUUAUUAGCUCUGUUUCUGAUGAUGUUGGCAGUUAUGUAACAUCACCUGUGGUGACUAGUGUAACGUCACCGGACAUGUUGGGCAGAAGUCCCCCUCCGUUUACACAAAACAACAAUGGACCCUCUUAUCCCGGUAUUACCAUUCUCUACGAACAAAAAGGAGUGGAAAGUUCAACAAGUCCGCAACGUAAAUAUAUGCCCCAGAAAGGAUAUUCACCGACAAAAUCUUCAGAUCAAAGCUUCACAGCAGCCGACUCCAACAGCAGCUCUACCACCAAGUCAUUCGUACCUUGCAAAGUAUGUGGGGACAAGGCUUCCGGGUAUCACUAUGGAGUUACCUCUUGCGAAGGAUGCAAGGGCUUCUUUCGGAGAAGCAUCCAGAAGAAGAUUGAGUAUCGCUGCCUGAGGGAUGAGAAGUGUCUGGUAAUCAGGCUUAACAGGAACCGAUGCCAGUUCUGCAGAUUCAAAAAAUGCCUCGAUGUCGGAAUGUCAAGAGACUCGGUACGAUAUGGUCGCGUACCUAAACGCACCCGUGAACGUAUGGAGGAAAGCCGUGUGGCCCAGGCCGAGAGUGACCAGUCUCUGCGGGACAUGGAGAACAAGGAGGUGGCCCUCUAUGAUCUCACGCUGACCGUCUCCCAGGCCCACCACGCCAAUUGCGACUACACGGACCUCAGAACUCGGGGCAUGGUAAAAAAGCCAGCAAUCUUUAGUGCGAACGAUUUCCAGAACGAUGGGGGUCCUGAUAGCGUGGAACACCAGAAGAUCGUAAUGUGGCAACACUUCGCCACUUUUCUGACACCCUCCAUCCAGAGGAUAGUGGAGUUCGCAAAGAAAAUUCCCGGUUUCUCGGACCUGACGCAGGAUGACCAGCUCAGGCUCAUCAAGAACGGAUUCUUUGAGGUCUGGGUCAUGCACUGCGCCAAGCUCACCGGGCAGGGCGAGAACACCAUCACCUUCUCAGAUGGAAACUACAUCACUCGACACCAGAUAGAACUCAUGUUCGAUUACGAAUUUGUGUUGGCACUUUUCAACUUUAUCAACUCGAUCAACAGUUUGAACCUGAACGAUUCUGAAAUAGGAAUCUUCUGCGCGGUGAUACUGCUCACCUCAGAACGCGUGGGUAUCUACGAUCCGAAAGCCAUUGACCGCAUCCAAGAGCGCCUGAUCGAAGCCCUGAAGGUUGCCACUGUAAAGCACCACCCCGGAGAGCCCAAUACCUUCGCCAUGCUCAUGAUGAAAUUGCCCGAACUGAGGUCCCUGGGGGCCAAGCACUCUGAGCACUUGGACUGGUUCCGGGCCAACUGGACCCGACUCGCGGUUCCCGCGCUUUUUGCAGAGAUCUUCGACAUACCACGAUACGGAGAGCCAGAGCAAUAACUCUUCAAAACAGUAUUCUUUUCUUUUUCCUCCUUUGUUACGGAAUGUGCAAGAAUGCUGUUGGACUCAAAAUAGAACAAUUCAUUGCAAUUGAAAAGGGAGGAAAAUAAACUGAGAAAGAAGAAUUCGGAGAAAAAAAAAAAACAUCGAGCCAGCAGAACUGAUUGUACAAAAGACUUGCAAAUUUGGAUUGGAUGGGAAAUUCAAACUUAUUGGAAGUAGUCUCGCAUUUUAAAGCAUGCAUAGAUUCAAAAAGGUACUUUUUGUGUGCUUAAUUUUUUCUCCCUGAUCAGUUGAAGAAUCUCGUCGCAUCGGGACCAUGGUUUUUUUUUGUAUCUAGUAUUUAUUUGAUCAUUGUUAAUCCGUGCUUUUACGAUCCAAUUGAUGGAAUGACUAUUCUGUUGUUACUCUUUUUUGCUAAGGAUUUGCAAAGGACGCAUGGAACAAAAACAUUUAAUGCAUUCAUAAUCGUAGGUUUUUAUAUGCGUUGUAAUCAAUGUUAUUCGUUUUUUUUUUUUUUUAAUUCAUGAAAACCGCUCGGGUACCUUUUUCAUGAGAAAAUACCCGUUGUUAUAUAAUGUACCUGAGAUCAGAUUGAAAGAUUGGAAUUUUCAGUAAAUGGUCGCAAUGUUAAACACCAAUAAAAAAAAAAAACGUAAAUUGAGACCAUUUACUAAAAAUCAGGAUUUUUGUGACAAAAAUUCGUGAUUUCGAAUUUCAAGAAUUGUUAACAUUACACCACUAAUGUUCAAAUGUUAAAAUAUGAACAUAGUUUUUCAUUCAUUAAUAGGCCAUUAAAAGCAAAACUUAAUACGUCUCAUUGUAAAAUCAAGUAUGCACCUUGGUAGUGACUUUAAAACUUGAAACAUAAUAUUAACAUUUGAGAGAGAUGGUGGAUUCUUGUACAAAUCCAAAUGAAGCUGAAUUUCUUAUCAAAUGUGCGCAUAUUAUACCAUAUUUACAGUAAAUAGAGUCUUUUCUGUACUUGAAAUAUCAAUAACAGUGUUAAAUUCUACUUAAUCAUAUGAUAUUUAUAAAAAUAAUCUCAGAUGUUCCGAAACAUCUGGAUGUAAGAAGCACUUAUAUCAUCGAAGGCCGGAUUAUCAAAUAGGCCAACCUAGGGGCCUCGUAAUAUUCUCCCAAGAUUUUAAUACACUUUUGUGCGAUAUUUUCUGACUGCAGUAAUUUCAUCUAAUUUACCAGAGCCAUGCAUUCAAAUUGAAUUAACUGAAUCAAGUAUUAUGAUGAUACUUGAUAGGACAUUUUUCUAAUUAAUCUUUACAAGUUUUGCAUUAUUUUAUUUAAACGCUCUAUAAAAGCCAUGAUAAAUUUUUAAAAAAUUCAGAUUCUAUACUUAUAUGGCAUUUAAUGUGUUUUAAUUAUAUAGCAUUUUAAUGUAGCUCUAAAAAAGUCAUGAUGAAUUUUAAAAAAAUUC